Messenger RNA from Cyclocybe aegerita, 3108 nucleotides. The record is from the annotation of a GenBank genome assembly. Lineage: Eukaryota; Fungi; Basidiomycota; Agaricomycetes; Agaricales; Hemipholiotaceae.
AUGGCGCACCAAUCGCCCAUGAUUUCGAUCCCGAGGAAGACAACACAAGAAGUCGACUGGACAACCCCGAUACGCAACCUCAUCGCGCAGUCGUACGGCGAGAACCCAGAUAAUUACGCGGCGGAAUGCCCGUCGCUUCAGCGAUGUCGCCAGGAUGCGGUGCGAGGCGCUGGGAGUGAUCUCACAGCCCGCGAUCUACUAUAUAAGUAUUUCGGACAACUGGAACUGUUAGAGCUGCGGUUUUCAGAGAUCAGAGUCAACUUCCCAUGGCACGACGCGUUCACGAACAAGUUGAUCACACAAACAUCCAUUGCCUAUGAGAAGGCAUCCAUCCUCUUCCAGAUCGCCAGCACACAUUCUGCUAUCGCCGCCUCGCAGAGUCGAUCAGACCCAGAAGGGCUCAAGCGCGCUUUCUACUACUUCAGAGCAUGUGCUGGCAUGCUCACAUAUAUCAACGAGAACUUCCUGCACGCACCAUCGACAGACUUGAGCCGCGAAGUCGUCAAAUUCCUCAUAAACAUCAUCUUGGCACAGGCUACAGAGGUCUUUUUUGAGAAGUGCACAGAUGAGAAGAAGAGCAAUGCACUGGUGUCCAAGAUAGCUUCACAAGCAGCAUCUAUGUACACAUCAUUGACGGAGGAGGUCAAGGAGUUUAUGGGCAAGGGAAUCUUUGACCGGAACUGGGUGACUCUCCUGCAGAUUAAAGCCAAAUACUUUUCUUCUCUCUCUCAAUACUAUCGUGGCCUCGCAGACAACACCUCGGGCAAGCACGGCGAUGCCCUCGUCCGCUUCACCCAAGCCGAAACCCUGGCAAAGGACGCCUAUCGCACAGCCUCCAGCUUCGGCGCGAUGUUCGUUUCGAACAUGUCUCCCAACCUCCCCCCAGACGCAGGUACUUCCAUUUCCGAGCGUCUGAAAGCACACCAGGUCAUCUGCGUCGACAAGAAGGCCGAGGCAACGCGCGAGAACGAUCUAAUCUACAACGCCAUUUUGCCUGCAUUUGAGAGUCUACCCAACAUUGAGAAGACAGCCGUGGCGACUCCGGUACACAUCCACGAGAUAUACGGGACGCCAGAGGUGCAGAAGACGAUUGGACAAGACAUUUUCAUCCAUCUAAUCCCUCUGAGCGUGCACGAGAGCGCAAGUGUGUACUCCGAAGAGAAGGCAAAGCUCGUCCGCGGCGAAGUGGAGAAAGCUGAAGGUGCUGAGGGUGAGGCCCGCAGUGCCCUCGACGGGCUUGGCGUCAAGGCGGGGCUUGUCCGGUACAAAGCCAUAGCCGAGGGCGACGUCGCGGGUGGAGACGAGGUACCGCUUGACGUGCGGCGCUGGAAGGAGGACAUCACUGUCAUCGAAGAGCGGGAAGGUGUCGAGGGCCUCAUCCGCGAUCUUGGGCGACUCAAGACCAGCGUUCAGCAGGAGCUCGAAGGUGUCUCGCGGGACCUUGAGACCGAAACGCGGGACUGUGAGGUUCUGCGCGUCAAGUACGAGCACCUGUGGACGCAGCCGCCCAGCGCGACGCUCACGAAGAGCCUGCGACAGGACCUCAAGUCGCACUUCGGUUCCCUGGAGGCUGCGGCGGUGUCGGAUGGGCAGGUGGCGACUCUAUGGGACUCGGUCAAGGCGGACAUUGCUCUGCUCCUUAGUCCGCAGAUUGAGCAGCUGUUUUCGGAGCGUGGCGGGUCGAAGCCUGAGAAUCUACUUGAUUUGGACGUCGGCAGCGAGACGGACGAUGCCAAGGAGAGGGCGAAGAUCAGGGAGUAUGUGGACGAGAUCGAGGAAAGGCUGAAGAGGUUGGAUCUGAUUUCAAAGGAGCGUGGCGAGGUUCUGAAGGACCUUAAGGAUAAGAUUCAAUCAGACGAUGUUUCGCACCUCCUGCUCCUCAAUCGACGCAACACGGGCAUCGAGCCCACCUUGUUUGCUGCUGAGCUGGAGAAGUUCCGGCCAUACCAGCAACGACUGGCAUCUACGGUUCAUCAUCAAGAGGUGGCCCUGCAGGAGGUCGGCACGCUGUGGAAGGGACUCAAAGAUCUUGCAGGGCGGGGUGCAGGUGCACGGAAAUGGGAAGAACGGGAAAAGAGGAAGAAGGAUACGAUACGAAGGUUCUCGCGGGCUCGCGAUGGGUACAUGGAGGUCCGAGAUGGGCUGGCAAAAGGCCUCCAGUUUUACACCGAACUGACUGACCUUGCAUCCAGACUUCGCAGCAAUGUUCGCUCCUUUGUCUCGGAGAGAACUGCGGAGCGCGAGGCGUUGGUGGCGAAGCUGGAGACGGAGAAGAGGCUGUCUGUAUCUGCAGCAUCUCUUCCGUUAGCCGCAAAGCCGCCUGUACCACCGCCCCCACAGCACCAUUCAAGAUUGUCUCUUGAUAAUGCUUUUGCAUCGAUGAACCUGAGAGAUACGCCACAAUCUCCUCCUCUUCCGCCCCAACAACAUCAGCAGCAGCCAUGGCAAGUUCAAGCUAGUUCACCGAUCCCACCACCACCAGGUUCGAACCAGCACUACACACCUCCUGCCCCUUCGCCGUACGGUAGCCUGCAACAAAACCAAUCUCCAUAUGCUUCUGCUCCACCACCUUCGCAACAAUCGUCCCAUUAUCCUGGUGGUAUUCAGACGUAUGGCUCAGGGCAGUACACCAGUCCACCACCUCCGGCCCCGCAGCAGCAACAACAAUCAUCGUUCCUACCCCCUCCGCCUCCUCGACCACCAACCCACUCCUCCUCCUACCCAUCCCCAUCGGCUCCUGCUUCCGAUCCGUACGCUAGCCUGGCCAUGUUCAAUCCCACUCCUUCCUCAGUUCCAAGCCAACCACUGGCACCCUCUCCACCUCAAACUGGGCCUGGCUACAACUACUACUCUCCCCGUUCGCAACAGCCUCCCCAGCCGCCACAGCAAAACGGGUACGAAGGCGGAGGGUCGAUGCUACCACUUCCACCUCCACCCCCGCCUCAGCAGCACCAGUACCAUUACCAGCAGCAACCUCAGCAACAGCAGACCACUGGGUAUCCACCACCUGCCCCACAGCAGCAGCAGCAACCGCAGUAUGGAGGUUAUCAGGGCCAGCCAUCGCCGAAUUCUUACGCUCCUGCGGGGUAUCAGAGUUAUGGGCGGUAG